Molecule: messenger RNA, 570 nt
Organism: Saccostrea cuccullata (small rock oyster)
Lineage: Eukaryota; Metazoa; Mollusca; Bivalvia; Ostreida; Ostreidae
Product: acanthoscurrin-2-like
Exons: 1
Coding region: 1-570 (189 amino acids)
Source: RefSeq, a predicted model, not a curated record
AUGUUCAACCUGUUGUGCUGUCUACCUCUGCUUGCUAUAGCCGUGGCUGCUGACUAUUAUGUCCCAUCCUACGGGGGUGGCUUAAAAGGAAGCAACUUGGGAGUCAUUGGGGGCAUUGGUAAAGGAAAUGUCCUCCUUGGAAACAAAGGAUACGGAGGAAUAAGUUCUUGGGACAGUGGGUAUGGUGGAUCAUGGAAUAGCGGACUCAUGUUAGGAGGAAAAGGAUUAUUGGGCGGUAACUAUGGUAACAUAGGAUAUGGAGGAGUCUUGGUAGGAGGAAAAGGAUUGAUGGGCGGUAACUAUGGUAACAUCGGAUAUGGAGGACCUUUGGUAGGAGGAAAAGGAAUAGGAGGAAUUCUCCUUGGAGGCAAAGGAUUAGUAGGCAGUGGUUAUGGAAACAUUGGAUACGGAGGAGUCUUGUUGGGAGGAAAGGGAGUACUCGGCGGAAAUUACGGUGCUAAAGGAAUAGGAGGAAUUGUCCUUGGAGGCAAAGGAUUAGUAGGCAGUGGAUAUGGUAAUCUGGGAUACGGAGGAAUCUCUUCUGUUGUAGGAAUCAAGGUAAUAGAAUAA